UAAAUAACGGGAAAAGGUUUUUCUGAUGUAUUAAAUAGUAAAUGACUUAAUGACCCGAAUAAUUUAGUUUCUGGCAUUCAAUUUUUUAUCAUAUCAAUUGAAAUACACAUUAAAGUGCAUCGGUUUGAAGUUAUCUUGUUAAAAAAUAGAAACUUAAAGAUCAGUGCAUCGUUAUACGUACGGACGGCAAUCUACUAGAGUUUUAUGUUCAUUCCUAAACAAAUUUAACGAAAAUAAAAUUGUUUGGGUUUUUUUUUGACACGAGUAAACAUGGACGGGAAACUAGUUUUUCACGGAAUUGCGUUAUUCAAUUUCCUGUUUGGAAUUUACUACGAUCAGAACUAUGUCAAUUUACCGGAUCCUUUUAAAACGCUGGUAGAGAGUUCGGGUACAUUUCUGAAAGGUCGCACAGCCUUUUUAACAUUCUUGAAUAUGAUAAUUCAAGCCAGCUACUUUACACUGUGCUUGUUGAAUGAUAUAUUCGGAACGAAUGAAGUUUCGCCACGGAAAUCGUCAUCGCUACGACAACUCAAAGAUUAUGUGUUUGGUGCCUUUGCCUGGCCACUUGCCUUAAACGUUGGCGUAUCCUUUUGGACGUUGAUGGCCAUUGACAGAGAGUUGGUGCUGCCGAAAGCAUUGGAUGCGUACUUUCCAACAUGGCUGAACCAUGUUAUGCACACCAACAUUGUCAUAUUCAUUGUUUUGGAACUAUUUACAACAUUCCGUCAAUAUCCAUCGCGUAAAUCAGCCUUAACCGGUCUGAGCAUUUUCAUGCUCGCCUAUUUGGUAUGGAUUCACAUCAUAAAGCAUUACGCUGGCGUAUGGGUGUAUCCCGUACUGAACGUUCUUGAAUUCGGCCAACGUAUCGUGUUCUUCAUUGUGAUAUUGUUGUUCUGUUUGGGCCUGUACUUUGUGGGCGAAUUUUUGAACAAUAAAAUUUGGGCCAGUGAGCUGCGACAAAUUAAAUCGAAGAGGAAUAAGUGAGAAGUUAACAAAUGUGUGCAGCAGCAAGUGCAGUAUGCGAGUCGUAUGUGUAAGAAAACUGUUGUUCGGCGAAUUCACAAAACAAAAUAGUAUUUUGAAGUGCCGCGACGGUUGAAUUUUGAUAAACACGGGAACUUAUAUUUAACGGCACUACUUUUAAUUUGGAAAUUUUUUAUAUUCGGGAUAAUGUAUUACAAGAGCAAUAUGCAAUGUGACCUUAGUAACUUUCGUAGACCUAAUAAUACGGAGUAGUUUUUCUGUGUAUGAUCUCGGACUAUUACGUU
This is a messenger RNA of Bradysia coprophila, 1268 nucleotides long. RefSeq names its product androgen-induced gene 1 protein-like. Lineage: Eukaryota; Metazoa; Arthropoda; Insecta; Diptera; Sciaridae. The record is from RefSeq and is a predicted model, not a curated record. Gene Ontology annotation, cellular component: membrane; endomembrane system.